This is a messenger RNA of Gastrolobium bilobum, 802 nucleotides long. Its product is annotated as zinc finger protein ZAT11-like. Bases 93 to 659 code for a protein of 188 amino acids. Lineage: Eukaryota; Viridiplantae; Streptophyta; Magnoliopsida; Fabales; Fabaceae. Gene Ontology annotation, biological process: response to chitin; response to stress. The transcript has a single exon. The record is from RefSeq and is a predicted model, not a curated record.
CCACACACUUUAUUUUCUUUUCAUACUUUCACACAUCCAUUUUCCAUACCUUCAAAAUUAACCAUCACCAACCCAAUAUUUCAAGUUUUGUCAUGAUGAAGAGAGAAAGAGAGGUUGAUAGCAUGAACAUGGCAAAUUGUUUGAUGCUGCUUUCUCGUGGAGGUGAAUUUGAGGCCAUGUAUUCAAGCUCUUGUAAUAAUAACAACAACCGUGUGUUUGAGUGCAAGACAUGUAACAGGCAAUUCCCUUCAUUUCAGGCACUUGGUGGCCACAGGGCUAGCCACAAGAAGCCAAGGUUGAUGGCUGGAGAUGGAGACAUGAAUGGACAAUUGCUUAAUGGUUCACCCCCAAAGCCUAAAACACAUGAGUGUUCCAUUUGUGGGUUGGAAUUUGCAAUAGGACAAGCCUUAGGUGGCCACAUGAGGAGGCACAGAGCUGCUGCAAAUUCCAAUGGAAACAUGAGGAAUUCUAUGACUAUGAGUAGUAGUAGUGGUAGUGGCAGUGGUGGUAGCACUCUUGAUUCAUCACCAAACAGGCUUGAUUUUAAAGCUGGUAACAAGAGAGUUUUGGUUCUUGAUUUGAAUUUGACACCCUUGGAGAAUGAUUUGGAGUUUUUGAAGAUUGGAAAGCCAACUGCUUUGGUUGAUUAUUUGUAUUGAGCUCUUUUGAGUACUGCUAAAUUAAACUUUUGGGGGUGUAACAUAGGUAGAUGUGUUUUUUUAAUCUGUUGUCUCCAUUUUAAAUAUUUUUUUUUUCUUUUCACUUUUUGUUUAUCAUACUGUAUGAAAAAUUGUUCAUUUCU